This is a messenger RNA of Schistocerca nitens (vagrant locust), 570 nucleotides long. Its product is annotated as Down syndrome cell adhesion molecule homolog. Bases 1 to 570 code for a protein of 189 amino acids. The transcript has 3 exons. NCBI's taxonomy places the organism in Eukaryota, Metazoa, Arthropoda, Insecta, Orthoptera, Acrididae. Gene Ontology annotation, molecular function: protein binding. Gene Ontology annotation, biological process: cell-cell adhesion. The record is from RefSeq and is a predicted model, not a curated record.
AUGUUGACAGUGCCAUGGAGCCUCGAUGUACCACAGAUUGAGGUGGAUGGACUCCAGCAGGUAGCCUCGUUGAGUGACCUCAUGCCAGCACAUGUAUAUAACAUAAGAGUUCUCGCUGUAAAUGAUGUUGGGGCAUCUAACUAUAGUAAUAUUCUCACAGUAACGACAAAAGAGGAAGUUCCUGAGGCCCCACCAAGAGAUGUCAGAGUUAAAAUGAAAGAUUCAGAGACUCUGCUUGUAAGUUGGAAGCCACCAGACAAGCAUCUUCAGCAUGGGGAAAUUAUGGGAUAUUACAUUGGAUACAGACUAGCAAAUUCAAGUGAACCAUUUCAUUACAAGACAUUUGAAGUGAUCCCAGGCAUAGAGCUGCAGAAUACACUAACCAAUCUUCAGAAGUUUACUGAGUACACUAUUCUAGUGCAAGCAUAUAACAGAGUGGGGGCUGGUCCUCGGAGUAAGGAAGUAGUGGCAACCACAGAUGAGGACGCUUGGACUGGAAUUGCAUUUGAAAUCAACUUGGCUAGCAAUUUUUCUAGCUUAGGAAUUACAUACAGGCCUAAAUACAACUGA